Calidris pugnax (ruff) is the source of this 930-nucleotide messenger RNA. Its product is annotated as LIM homeobox transcription factor 1-alpha-like. Gene Ontology annotation, biological process: neuron differentiation; regulation of transcription by RNA polymerase II. Gene Ontology annotation, cellular component: nucleus. NCBI's taxonomy places the organism in Eukaryota, Metazoa, Chordata, Aves, Charadriiformes, Scolopacidae. Gene Ontology annotation, molecular function: DNA-binding transcription factor activity, RNA polymerase II-specific; RNA polymerase II transcription regulatory region sequence-specific DNA binding. The transcript is spliced from 7 exons. Bases 1 to 930 code for a protein of 309 amino acids. The record is from RefSeq and is a predicted model, not a curated record.
AUGAGCCCACCCCUGCUGUUUCAGACCAAGUGCAGCAGCUGCUUGAAGGCCAUCGCCCCCUCCGAGCUCAUCAUGAGGGUGCUGGAGAACGUCUACCACGUUCACUGCUUCUACUGCUGCGAGUGCGAGCGGCGCCUGCAGCGGGGAGACGAGUUCGUGCUCAAGGAGGGGCAGCUGCUCUGUCGCAGCGACUACGAGAAGGAGAAGGAGAUGUUGAGUGCCAUCAGCCCGGCACCCACCGAGUCCGUGAAAAGCGAGGAUGAGGACGGCAGCCACUCGCACGGCAAAGGCAGCGAGGAGAGCAAAGACCACAAGCGCUCCAAGCGCCCCCGCACCAUCCUCACCACCCAGCAGCGCCGGGCCUUCAAGGCCUCCUUCGAGGUUUCCUCCAAACCUUGCAGAAAGGUAAGAGAGACCCUGGCAGCCGAGACGGGCUUGACGGUGCGGGUGGUCCAGGUCUGGUUCCAGAACCAAAGAGCCAAGAUGAAGAAGAUCGCUCGCCGGCAACAACAGCAGCAGCAGCAACAGCAGGAGCAAGACCAACUGGGCAACCCUCGCUUGGGGAGCGGGAGAGGGACCGGUCGCAACAGCAGGCAGAGCAAUGAUGACAGCGAAGACGGCGCAAGCGUCCACGGCCUGGAUGGGCUCAUGGUCCCCUACCCCAGGAUCCCCCAGCAGCAGCUGCUGCCCCUGGAGCAGAACGGCUACAGCACUGACCUCUACAGACAAGGACUGACGCCCCCUCAGCUGCCUGGAGACCACCUGCACCCCUACGACUCAGAAGGAGUUUUUCACGAUAUGGACAGUGACAGCAUCAGCCACCUGGGCGACUGCCUGCUCUCGACGGCCGAAGCCAACCUCCUCCAAGCCCGCGUGGGCAACCCCAUCGACCGACUCUACUCCAUGCAGAGCUCCUACUUCACCUCCUGA